Molecule: messenger RNA, 1350 nt
Organism: Agrilus planipennis (emerald ash borer)
Lineage: Eukaryota; Metazoa; Arthropoda; Insecta; Coleoptera; Buprestidae
Gene: Rrp45
Product: exosome complex component RRP45
Exons: 6
Coding region: 200-1321 (373 amino acids)
Biological process (GO): nuclear polyadenylation-dependent rRNA catabolic process; U1 snRNA 3'-end processing; nuclear polyadenylation-dependent mRNA catabolic process
Cellular component (GO): nuclear exosome (RNase complex); cytoplasmic exosome (RNase complex)
Source: RefSeq, a predicted model, not a curated record
GCAUCAUAGAUAGACAUCUUAUCUGAUAUAGACACUAACCUUAAUAAAUGAACUUUUAAUAUACGUUUUUAUCAUGUUUUAAUUUUUAAUAUAAUUGGUAUUUCUGGGGUAAUAAGAUAAAAGUGUAGUUUGAAAUACACGUAAGAACUUAAUUAUGUAAUAACCAGUUAUAAAACAAUGAUUUCGGGAAAUACACGACAUGGCCAAAGUUAGAGAAUCGCCUGUAGCUACUUGUGAAAAGAAUUUUUUAUUAAAAGCUCUUUCAAACUACACAAGAUUAGACGGACGAGCUUUUGAUGAGUUUCGAAAUAUAAAAAUUCAGUUUGGGAAAGACUGGGGCUGUUGUUAUGUAGCGUUAGGACAAACAUGUGCAUUAGCACAAGUAUCUAGUGAAAUUCAGCAGCCAAAUUCUGCCAGACCAAGUGAGGGAAUAAUUAAUAUCAAUGUAGAGUUAAAUCCAAUGGCUGCAGCACAUUUUGAACCUGGAAGACAAACAGAUAUGUCUGUUCAAAUAAAUAGGAUAUUGGAGAAGUGUAUAAAAGAUUCUAAGGCUGUAGACCUUGAAUCACUUUGUAUAAAAGUAAAUGAAAAGGUUUGGUUAUUUAGAGUUGAUGUUAAUAUUUUAAGUCAUGAAGGCAAUAUUGUGGAUUGUGCCUCAAUUGCAGCAAUAGCAGCACUUGCUCAUUACCGAAGACCAGAUGUGACAAGUGAUGGAGAAGAAAUAAUUGUCCACACCUAUUCACAGCGUGAUCCUGUGCCAACAGUUUUACAUCAUCAUCCCAUUUGUGUUUCCUAUGCAGUUUUUAAUGAAGGAGAAGUGCUACUUGCUGAUCCAACACUUUUAGAAGAAAAUGUUGCUGAAGCACAUUUAAAUAUUGGCCUCAAUGCAUAUAAGGAACUUUGUACAUUACAUUUAGGAGGAAGUACAACACUUAACCAGCACUGUGUUAUUCAGUAUACAGAAAAGGCUGCCAAAAGAGCAGCUGAAGUUAUAGAUUUCAUCAAAAAAUCGCUUGAAGAAGAUACCGUGAAACGGGAUCAAGAUGAAGUUGCAGACUUUUCUUCUACAUUAUUUUCUGAAAUACAAGAGGAUACUGUGAAUGCAUUAAUAGGUACCUUGAACACCUGGACAACACAAGAAAAUAAAUGGAAAAAACCAAAACAACUCUCCAAUAUCGAGAUUGUAGAAAAUGAUAAUUCUGUAAUAGAAGUUGUUGGAGAAAAAGCAGCUGCACUAGUUCCCCGAGGAAAAGAUGAAUCUGACGUUUGGAUAUGCAUAGAUGAAGAUGUGGAUGAUGAUUGUAUACUUAUAGAAAGCUAAUAAUAAUUAUUUUAAAUCUUUAUUAUUAA